Molecule: messenger RNA, 749 nt
Organism: Ilex paraguariensis (yerba mate)
Lineage: Eukaryota; Viridiplantae; Streptophyta; Magnoliopsida; Aquifoliales; Aquifoliaceae
Source: the annotation of a GenBank genome assembly
AUCUUUUUCUUGCUGCAUUUUGGUUAUAGAACUUUUUGAUGUGCCUAAUUCGUCUUUGCCCUUGAUUCAUGGGAUUGGUGCAGUUACCAUUGGCCAGUGAUGUAGACCUGGAUGCCAUAGCUAGAAUGACCGAAGGAUUUAGUGGAGCUGACCUUCAAGCUCUUCUAUCAGAUGCACAGCUUGCUGCAGUUCAUGACAUUCUGAGCUGUGAAGAUGGCAGCAAGCCUGGGAAAAUGCCCGUCAUCACGGAUAGUCUCCUGAAAUCUAUUGCUUCUAAAGCAAGACCAUCAGUUUCGGAUGCUGAGAAGCAGCGAUUAUACAACAUUUACAGCCAGUUCUUUGAAUCAAAGAGAUCCGUUUCUGCACAGUCAAGAGAUGCAAAAGGCAAAAGGGUAACUCUAGCAUAAGGAUUAACCUGAUUUUGCAGUGUUGGAAGAGAUGCAAAACACGAACGUGCAAACUUAGCAUUACUACGAACCAACCAAGCUGACACUGCAGCGGAGUAAAUUAUUGGGAAUUCCAUUUUUUGUUCUUCCCUCUUUUCAAUAUCAUUGUAAUGAGUUUUCAUUUAUUUCUUAGCUUAGCAUGGAUCAUACAACAUAGCACUUGUACUUAUUAUAAGAAAUGGUAUAUGGCAGAUUCAUGUCUACCAGUUUAAGACUCUGUCUGUCUCUUUUUCUUUCUCUCUUUGAUUUGGCUCCAUUUACAAUUAAAAGAGCUUUAAAAAUUCCAGUUUUUGCUGUUAAGAC